UCAGUCAUUAUUUUAUAGAUAGAAUAUUUUAUAGAUUCUGUUUAGUGUGAUGUUUGAAGGUCUUCAGAUGAUGUCACAACCUUUCAGUUUUCAGAAGGUCCAAAUUAAAAUAAAUAAAUUAGCAAGUGUUUUUAAAGUGUUUAAACUCCUUCACAUUAAGAAACCGUGCAGAGGUGUUUACUCUGAUGAGGACACGCUUCAUGUUUGACGCUUUGGCCUAAGAAAUUCACCGACAGCAAACUGACAGCAGAGAAACUUUAUUUACACAGACACACAGAUGUUUCACACUAAUCCAGAUGUUUGAUUCCACAGAUGUUAGGGUCCUUCAUGAACUGUGGAUGUUUGUGCGUCACUGACAUAAAACCUGCAAACAAAAGUUUAUAUUAACGGCUCACGUCUGUAGCUCAGCUCAGAGGGAAACGCUUCUUAUAUAAUUAUGUUAGAAAUGUGGCGAAAAUGGGAAUGUUUGGAUUAUAUUUGUUAAAAGGCAAAAAUAUGAAAAGGAGGAAAAAUGCAAUAAAGCAGUUCAUUAAUUGGGUCAUCAAAUAUUAAUUUACUAAAAAGUCAAUGUGAAGACAAAAUAUAGAUUCAAGUUCUGGAUGGAAAAAGCCAGUAAUUAGCCAAAAGUUUUGUGUCAAAAUUAAAAAAUUUAGUCUAAAAACAUCCUACAAAAAUUGGGAUUAAUGUUGAGAUUAUGACAGCAAAAAAAUCAAAUGAUGAAACAGAAGAAUUGAAAGUUAAGAUGCUGUGAACGUACCCAUGGACUGAGCCUUCUUUAUCGCCUUCGACACUUCUUUCUGUUUCCUUCCGCAUAAACCUGAAAAACAGAAGGAGGUGUGACCCAACCUGAAGAUGAUUUAAUCCAGAUGACCUGUUUCGGGCGAAGACUCACCUGUGAUGUGGCGGCCAUAGAUCCUGCCCGUGUGCGGCGAGAUGAACUGAGAGAGCAGCUGCAGGGCGACAAACUCAGAUUAAUCCAUGACUGAGACUCAGUCUGACUUGGGAUCAGGAGAUCCUGUCACACACCUGGAGGAGCAGAGCUGCUGCUUCAGGUGUGCACCCAAGCGCAAAGCCGCAGGGGUCUGCGCUCACAGGGAUGAACUACGGAAGGCUGGAAGUCAAAAUAAAACGAGUCUGUCAGAGGAAGAGGGCGAGAGACCACCUGAAAGCCCACCUGACACCUGCCAGGAAGAGGGGAGGGGCUGUCUGUUCCCCGCUAUGCAACUCCAACAGGAGGAUCAGCAGCAUCAUGGCUGAAAGCAGAGCUGUGGAGUACUGCAGCGACAGCGAGGAUUUAUUCGGCGACUAUGACAGCAUCUUAGGGGAUUCGUCUGUCCUGGCAAAACUGGAUGAUGCCGAGCAAAAUGAAAGGCUUCGAGGGGUGGAGCAACAACCAGAAGACGAGGAUGUCCUCUCAGACUCCAUCCUGGACGGCCUUGGAGAUGAACCCUUCGAGGACCUACCGGCCAGCCAGCUGCAGUUUCAGGAGGAAGUUCAGGAGAAGGCGAAGAGAAGCCGACUCCAGGACAGAGACAAAACCUCAACACCUUUCAGAGGACUAGCAAACGGAGAGGGUCCACCCAGGAGACCAGCCGGAACGAGGAGGAGUGUUGCCGACCAGCUGAAGAGGACGAUGCUUGGCAACGCAGCGGCUCCUUCUGCCGUUUCACGGACAGCGAUGCUGAAGGAGGCGGUGGUUUCUGAGGAGAUAAACGUCGCCAUGCAGGCCAUGGAGACUGUCUCUGCUGACAUGCCUGACCUUGGGCCAUUCUUUGGGCUUCCAAGCAAAGUGAAGGAGCUGAUGUUUAAACUGAGAGGAAUCCAGAGUUUGUAUGACUGGCAGCAGACGUGUCUGAACUUGGACUGUGUUCAGCAGAGGAAGAAUCUGAUCUACUCUCUUCCCACCAGUGGUGGGAAAACUCUAGUGGCAGAGAUCCUUAUCCUCAGAGAACUGCUGUGCAGGAGGAAGGACUGUCUGUUCAUCUUGCCCUACAUAUCGCUGGUGCAGGAGAAGGUGCGUGGUUUAGCAAGCUUUGGUCUGGAGCUGGACUUCAUGGUGGAGGAGUACGCUGGCAGCAAGGGCAGGUUUCCUCCCGUGAAGAGAAGAAACAAGACAUCCCUUUACAUCGCAACCAUAGAGAAGGCUCACAGCCUCGUCAACUCUCUGAUAGAGAGCAGCAGGCUGGAUAACCUUGGACUGGUGGUGGUUGAUGAGCUUCACAUGCUGGGUGACGGCAGCAGAGGGGCCAUUAUAGAAAUGACUCUGGCCAAAGUUCAAUAUGUGAGCAAAACAACACAGAUAAUAGGAAUGAGCGCCACUCUGGGGAAUAUCAAAGACCUGCAGACGUUUCUGAGGGCUGAAAAUUACACGAACAACUUCAGGCCUGUUCAGCUGAAGGAAUUUGUCAAACUGCACGACACCAUCUACGAGGUGGACCCAAAAGAAGAGAACUGCUUCAGGUUCUCACGUCUUCUCAACUUUAAAUACUCGAGCACGAUGCAGAAGAUCGACCCGGAUCACAUCAUCGCUCUGGUGACCGAGGUCAUCCCAGCGCACUCAUGUGUGCUCUUCUGUCCCACCAAGAAGAACUGCGAGAAUGUGGCGGCGAUGAUCUGCAAAUAUCUGAAAGAGGACUUUUUGCGGCACCGCGAGGAGGAGAAGGGCGUCCUCCUCAGGGAGCUGCGGGACAGCGGGAAUGGCUCGUUGUGCCCGGUGUUAAAGGUCACUGUGCCAUAUGGCGUGGCGUACCACCAUAGCGGGCUGACAUCCGAGGAGAGGAAACUGGUGGAGGAGGCCUACUCCAGCGGGGUCCUCUGCCUCCUCACCUGCACCUCCACCCUAGCUGCAGGGAUCAACCUACCUGCUCGCAGAGUGAUCCUGCGCUCGCCGUACAUGGCCACGGACUUCCUGAAGAGGAGCCAGUACAAGCAGAUGGUGGGACGAGCCGGCCGAGCGGGGAUCGACUCGGUGGGCGAGAGCAUCCUGAUCCUGCAGGAGAAGGACAGGAACAUGGCUAAAACACUUGUGUGUGCGCCGAUGGAGAGCUGUUACAGCAACCUGAUGCACGAUGAUGGAAAAGGCCUCCUAAGCCUCGUCCUGUCCCUCAUUGGAUUAAACCAUCUGCAGUUCACACUGUUGUCUGUGGCUGAGCAGAAGAUGUCAGCUGCUGUUGGCGUGCCUGAGAGUUUCGUGGCAAGAAAAGCUGCAGGACAGACAGUAAAGAAGGGCGUGAACUUGGCGGCGGUGAGGAGGAUGUACCUCGCCCUUGUUCUCUUCUCGUUGCUGAAGGAAACGGACGUCUGGAGCGUCUCCGAGCGUUUCCAGCUGAGCCGUGGCUUCGUGCAGACGCUGCUUGGCUCCGCCUCUGCCUUCUGCUCCUGUGUGCUGCACUUUGCUGAGGAGCUCGAGGAGUUCUGGCCGUUCAGAGCGCUGCUCGCCGAGCUGACGCGGCGCCUCAGUUACUGCGUGAAGGCGGAGCUUAUCCCUCUGAUGGAGGUGGCCGGAGUCCUGGAGUCGAGAGCAAAGCAGCUGUACGCUGCCGGCUACAAGACACUGACUCACCUGGCGAACGCCGACCCAGCCGCUCUCUGCACAGCCAUCCAGAACCUGUACAGGAAACAGGCCAAUCAGAUCGUGGCCUCGGCCAAGAUGCUCGUGAGUGAGAAAGCCGCAGCUCUGCAGGAGGAAGUGGAUGAACUGCUGGCGCUGCCCUCUGACCUGCCACAGCUCUGACAUCUUCUCAGGAGUUCUACCCUCUUUGAACACUUCUGAUCUCACUGUGACAUCAUUUCUUAUUAAAGUAACUGGGAUGUCCUCGCCGUGCCUGUGUCAGAAGCUUCACUUCCUGUUCUCCUCACCACCUUUCAGCCAUUUAUUGCGCUCUUAUUUUGUCGUCUGUACUUCUUGUUAUCACACUGAGAACACGAAGGUAGUUUUUUCACGCGAGGAAACGUUAAAGGUCAUUUUCUGCUCGUUAAAGGUUUCAGCUUCACCUGAGCAGUGUGAGUGUGUCAGGUGAGCUCAAGUGAGUCUGUCUCAACCUCAGGUGCCAUCAGCAGGAAGCUGUCAGCUGUUUUUGCCAUGACAUCAUCAUGUCUUCACCUCCACCGCACACAGAAUAUGUCAGUUGAUGGAGGGCGACCUGCACCUGAUGGUUCACUGCUUUGAGAAAAUGACUCAUUACUGCGACUUUUCUCAUUUUAGUAAAUUUUAAACAUUAAAUAUUUAAACUUUAUUUUUUGUCUGUGUUUUUUGAGCAUUUAUUUAUUCUGGAAACUGAAAAUAAUUUGUCUGCUACAUCAGACAGCUGACCUACCAAAAUAAAAGCAUGUGUGUCAUCAAA
Messenger RNA from Neolamprologus brichardi, 4343 nucleotides. The record is from RefSeq and is a predicted model, not a curated record. Lineage: Eukaryota; Metazoa; Chordata; Actinopteri; Cichliformes; Cichlidae.